AUGUCGGCGGGUACGAGCAGCGCUACGGGGUCCCAAGCCAUCCCAGCGCACGUCGGGAGCAGCCAUGGGGCACUUCACGGCGACAGUGGUACGCUCUUCCCUGCCAAAUCAACUGCAUGCCCGCAUCCUUCUCACAUUCCAAGCAUUCUAUCACAUCACUCCUCUACUCGACCCGCCAUCUCGCUCGAGUUCUUCCCGCCCAAGACAUCUUCAGGUCUACAGAACUUGUAUGCUCGGAUAUUGAGAAUGAAAACUCAAUGCGGACCUUCUUGGAUGCAAGUGACUUGGGGAGCAGGCGGAAGCACGCAAAAUAUCAGCAUGGUGCUUGCCGGCAGAGUGCACAAGGGACUGCUCAGACCCGCUGAUUUGGACUGGACAAGGUGGAAGAGUCCGUCGCUGGAAGGGGAAAGCAGGAAUAAGACGCUGGAAGAAAGAGAGAUUGAGGCUAUCGUUGAAGCUCCUGCCAACGAUGAAUUGGCAACAGAAUGCUGUUUGCAUCUUACCUGCACCAACGUCAGCAGAGAAGCGCUGGAUAUCACCUUAAAGGUGAGUGGCGGGAUGGAUGCGUGGUCAAAAGAGACCCCACAUGCACGUUGCGCCUAUGGCGUAGGCGUACGCCUCUUCGAUGUCUCAAGAGAGGGACGUCGAGCGGUGGCAGGCCUGACCGCCCUUGUCGUCCUGCCUUUCACCUUUAGCAAGCGAGAGCGAUCGGCAUCCGGAACCUGCUAGCUUUAAGAGGAGGUGAGUGUGGUUAGGAAGUUGUUGAGACAUGGACGUGCACCAGUGUGCCUGAGAACUUCCCCUGUCUGGACGGCGCAAACAAGAUCCUCCACGAGGCUCAGAGUACUGGACUCCUUCCGACAAUCGAUUUCAACAUGCCGAGGACCUAGUCCGGUACAUACGCUCUGGGCAUGGAGACUGGUUUUCGAUUGGGGUGGCGGGUGAGUGGUCCCUUUACCACGAGCGCUGCCAGCUACCUGGCUUCCAACCUCGCAGCUUCUACACCACAGGCUACCCCGAGGGUCACACAGAUUCUUUGACGCCUUCGGGAGAGGCUGAGAUUCCAGUUUUGCUAUCCAAGCAGCGAGCUGGCGCAUCGUUUAUAGUGACGCAACUGUUUUACGAUGUUUCUCUCUACCACUCCUGGCUCGCCAACGCUCGUGCUGCUGGCAUCACUAUUCCGAUCAUACCGGGUGUUAUGCCAAUUCAGAAUUACACCUCCUUCAGGCGCAUCACCGGUCUGUGCAAGAUCCAAGUGCCGCAGGAACUAAGAAGGAGACUGGAGGAUCCUACACCUGAAGAGAUUGCGAGUGCUCAAAGCAGUGGUGCAGCAGCAGCUCAAGGAAAGGAGCAGAGGGAUAAGAUCAAUGUCAGGAACGACGACGCCAGAGUCAAAGAGGUUGGAAUAGAAUGGAGCAGAGAAAUGUGCCGGCUGAUGUGGAGGGAGAGCGUCAAGUCAAGAGAGGAGAGAGGUGCAAUGGAGGAAUCCUUGCAUCGAAAUCAUGCGGCUUUCCACAUGUGUACGCUCAAUCUAGAAAAGAGCGUCACAAGAAUAUUGCACGACCUGAGCUGGGCUGGACCUUCGCAAAUGACCAACAAAGCAUCUGUGAGUCUUGUGGAGACUUUUGCGCUCCAAUGCAAACCUGGCAAAAACGAACCUGGCAAAAGUACUAAUGUCGCCUUGUUGUAUGGCGACUCUGGUAACUCAGACCCAUGAUGCGGCCUUCGCAGAGAACACCUUGGCCACGAAUGGGACCAACGCAGCCGAUUCCGGUUCCGCACGUAGCGUGGCAAAACUUCAUGCCACCCUCAAUGAUUCCCUAAGUGUCUCUGCUCCUGCAGCCUUGUGGGACGAAUUCACUAAUGGGCGCUAUGGCGAUAGCAGAAGUCCGGCUUUUGGGGAAAUCGAUGGCUAUGGCGUCAGCUUGAAGGUGCCGGUGAGUUUUCGGAUUGUGUUGGCACAGAGCACAGAGCGACGAGGGCCGCGAGGGCCGCGAGUAGAGCUAGAGCAGCGGAAACUUGGCUCAAUAUUCUUCAAAUUCCGCUGCGUCCAUACUGACGUGCAUCUCUUUGUCACCCUCCCUGCCCUUGUCCUGUUCCAACCGCAGCCUGCCGAUGCGCUGAGGGUAUGGCGUACACCGGUGACGGAAGGCGAUAUUUCAGCGCUGUUCGUGGCCUACCUCUCGGGAGAGAUUCAGGCUAUUCCUUGGUGUGACAUUCCAAUCUUGAACGAGACGCAAGCGAUCCGAGAAGAGCUCUUGAGUCUCAACAGAGCGCCAUCAGCUUCUUUAGGACAGGGUGAUCAUUCCACCAUUGGAAAGGGAUGGUGGACUGUAGGAUCCCAACCCGCUAUUGAUGGUGUCGACUCGUUGGAGCCUACGUUCGGCUUUGGACCUAAAGGAGGCUACAUCUUUCAAAAGGCCUUUGUAGAAUUUUUUGUAGACGAAGAGCAGAUGCUGGCGUUGUGUCGACGAGUGGAGGAGUCUGAUGGGCUCGUUGGCUUGCUAGCGGGCAAUAGAGAGGUGAGGCUAGCCGAUUCUUGAUGGGAUUAUAGGCGGAAGGGCUAAGCUUUCUCCUGCUUUUCAAAUCUUGAAUCUGCAAUCAUCCCAAAGGGCAAUUUCAAGACGACACUCGAGCCCAAUGCUGUGAACGCCGUCACGUGGGGCGUCUUCCCGGGUCAAGAAAUCGCGCAGAGUACGAUCAUCGAGGAAGAGUCGUUCAAAGCUUGGCGUGUGGGUAUCGUCGUCUGCUUUCCCUCGUAUCUCUGUUCAGUCGAGUAUGACAUGCUCACACCUCAUCCGCCCGCCUCGAUGACUGCUUCUGUGCGCGCUUGUAGGACGAAGCCUUUGAGAUAUGGGCAGAGUGGGAAUUGCUGUUCCCGCAAGGCUCGCCAACACAGCGAUUGCUCAAAUCCAUCGGCGACAACAAGUGGCUCGUCACCGUCAUUCAUCACGAUUUCAAAGAUCCUGGAGCACUCUGGAGAUUUUUGGGGUGUGGGAGGAGCGAGCAUUCACAUUAG
Messenger RNA from Ceraceosorus bombacis, 3019 nucleotides. The record is from the annotation of a GenBank genome assembly. NCBI's taxonomy places the organism in Eukaryota, Fungi, Basidiomycota, Exobasidiomycetes, Ceraceosorales, Ceraceosoraceae.